AUGCAGGCCAUCGCCGAGGGCCUCGCAGACCACAAGAACCUACGAGACCUAAGCCUGGGCAAGAACGGCUUCGGCGAUGCUCUCGCUGCUGGCCUGGGCGGACACGCGGCCUUGAAGGCGCUGAUGCUCUACGGAAACCGCAUUGGCGACGGUGGCAUCAAGGCUUGGCACGGGGCAUCCUGUGCGCGGAUGGUUUGCUGGAAGGGUGGCAUCAAGGCUUGGCACGGGGCAUCCUGUGCGCGGAUGGUUUGCUGGAAGGCCCUGGCCAGAGCGCUGCGGCCACAUGCGAAGCUCAGCGACUUGAGGGUGUUCAGCAACUCCAUCACAGAUGUCGGGCUCCAGGUGAGCAUGCUGUCCAAACGUGCAUGGAAAGCAGAAAGUAGCAGCUGGGGAGGCCGUGUUGCCAUGCUGAAUUGCAGCCCUGUAGAAAGCCUCGUGAUGGAGUGGAAUGUGCUUGCCAGAUUGAUACUUGUUUUGGGAACUGCGCAGUAUCUCGGCUUGCGCGACAACAGCUUCGGCGAUGAUGGCGCGCAGGCCUUGGCCGGGGUCCUGCCGCGACUGCUGCAAUUGACCGGGCUGACCCUGAGUCAGAACCGCGUCAGCGAUGCGGGAGCCGAGGCCUUGGUCCACGGCCUCCGCGACAACAGGGUGCUCAAAACGCUCUGGCUCCACGAGAAUUCUCUCAGCGACGCCGGCGUGGAGGCAGUCGCCGCUGCCUUCCGGGAUCGUACCAUGGAAGAUCUGAAGCUCCGCCCGCAGCGCUAG
Symbiodinium natans is the source of this 765-nucleotide messenger RNA. The record is from the annotation of a GenBank genome assembly. NCBI's taxonomy places the organism in Eukaryota, Dinophyceae, Suessiales, Symbiodiniaceae.